UAGGUUCUUUCCUGAGAGAAAUAUCUUGACACAACUUUGAGGCUUAAUAGUACAAAUUCUUAAUACUUUAUAGUUUCUUAAGUUAACAUAAUUAUAUAGUUGUAUAUGCUGAAUUUCUCAGCCAUUUAUAGGGGCAUGUAAGAUGAUCCUCAAAAGAUUAUGAAGCUCUCAUUGAAAUGACCUGAAAUUUGGACAAGAUUUUAACGCAGAUCUCUUGCCAUUUUUGGUUUUGAGUUUAAUUAAAGUUAUACCUUUUAGAAGAGGAAAAGUUAAAUGCCAUAUUAAAAAGCUAAGGUGCCAUCACAAAAUUAUCAUCAACUUCAACGUGCGGGACAUGCGCAGAGUUGGUUAUCCAACGAGAAUCCAACAAGUGCGGCAUGGAAAUGUGGCUUGGUCUCUGGCAGUCAAACUUCGUGGCGUUUCGUCGUAUUGCCUCGUGUGUAUCGCUCGUAACGACACAAUUCCAGCCCCCAGAGCUGAGGAAUUUCAACACCACCACGCACACACAUUGCAGUGGCGCACGAGCCGAGGGACGUGGGGUAAUGGGGUUCGUUUUGGCGUCCUUUGGUUUAGCUGCUUGGCUCGACGGUUAGAAAAUUCAGUCACACCACGGCCAGCUCGCAGUCAGCUACAUAAAAGCAGGAGCCAACGAGCUGCGAUACCAGAGGUCCUUCGUCUGCAACUGACCACGAGAGCUGAGCAAAGAAGCAAAAGCCUAUAUAUAAUUUUUUUUUGUGCUGUUUGUACAACUGAAAAGACAUAAAUAUAGUGAUUGGCCAAGUGAAUAUUAUUGGUACACCAACGCCAUGUCAACAGAAUGCAAAACUCUGAUAGAAAACUAUCAUUAAUUUACGACUAAAAACAAACAAUAACUAGUGAAUUAAGCAAACACAAUCCAGGAUGUCGGACCAGCAGAAAGCCUCCCUCUGUCCCCGUCUGGUGGACUACAUGGCCAUAGUGGGUGCACACACGACGCCACCGAUGCCAAAAGGACUGCAGGGCCUCAAGGCCCCGCCAGUGCAGGUUCCCGAUCUGCUGCGUCGCUAUCCUCCAUCGGAUCAUGCCGAUUUCCCGCUGCCCCUGGACAUGGUGUACUUCUGCCAGCCAGAGGGAUGCACCAGCGUGGGUCCUCGACGCACUGGCUCCGCCAUUCGGGACAUGACCUCCUUUGUAUUCGCGUUGACCGACAAGGAUUCGGGCAAGACGCGCUAUGGCAUAUGCGUGAAUUUCUAUAGACCCAUAGAGCGACCCAGUGCGGUGGCUGGAUCAGCGGGAGCUGGCAAUGAUCGUCCGGGAAAUGGAGGACCCGGAGGACAUGCCGGCGGUGGAGGAGGUGGAGCAGGAGGCGGAGGAAGAGGCGGCAGACGAUCGUCAGCCUUCAGGCGGGAGUCGUGGCGGAAGAGCAUGGAGCGCAGUUCGGAUUCGGCAUUUAGCAGUUACGGCCUCUUAACUUCUUCUAGCGACUACAGAAGUAACGUAGCGCCUAGCGAUUCGGACCGUGAACUGACUUCUCGUCGAGAUUCGGACCAGCAGCGCCUGCACUCACACCAUGCGCACCAUCAACCGCACCACCCGUCGGCAGGUCCGGCGGUGCCUAAACUAGGUCUAAUGGCUCCCUCAGCGGACUCCGAGUCCGGCGGCAGUCAUUCUCCAUCACCGCGAGCCUCUCGCAAAAGAACGAAGCUGCGCAAUCAGUCGCUCACCUCGCUGUGCAUCAUCUCGCACCAUCCCUUCUUCACCACCUUCCGCGAAUGCCUCUUCAUCCUCAAGAAACUGAUCGAUGCCUGCAAUGAGUCUUCUUCACCGAAGCGGGUGGGCGCCUCCCAGAAGAUCAAUCGGGACAAUGUGUGGACGGUGCUGACGGGUCAUGUCAGUGAGGCCACGCCUUCGAUCGUUCUGCAUGAUGUGCGCGAAAUCGAGACCUGGAUCCUGCGACUCCUCUCCACGCCAGUUCCGGUGCCGGGAUCUACACGAGUCGAGGUGGAAGUGCUGUCGCCUACAGUGCAUGAGCCACUGCUGUUUGCCCUGCCUGACCACACUCGUUUCUCGUUGGUGGACUUCCCGCUUCAUCUUCCUCUAGAGCUGCUCGGCGUGGAGACAUGCUUAAAGGUCUGGACCCUGAUCAUGCAGGAAAACAAGGUGCUAUUCCAGUCACGCGACUACAAUGCCCUCUCCAUGUCGGUCAUGGCCUUUGUCACUAUGCUAUAUCCGCUGGAGUACAUGUUCCCAGUCAUCCCGCUGCUGCCCACUUGCCUAAGUUGCGCGGAGCAGCUUCUACUGGCACCCACGCCCUUUGUCAUCGGAGUGCCGGCCUCGUUCCUGGUUUACAAAAAGAACUUUAGACUCCCAGAUGACAUUUGGGUGGUGGACUUGGACUCCACCAAACUAACGCCACCGACUGGUGGCUAUGAAGAAAUACCACCGCUACCUGAGCCCGAGGGCACCAUUCUGAAGAACCACCUCAAGCAGGCUAUGCUAUUGAUGGAUGAAGCUGGACUUGGUGCACUUACCUCAAUGACGUCCACUAAUACGGCGGUGUCCUCGCAGCAACUUUUACCAUCGGUACGGGACAGUCUCCAGGAACCACCAUUGCUUGGGGUUUCUCAGGUGCGACUACCUCUACAGACGCCUCCACAUUCGGCGCAGGCCAGUCAAAGGAAUUCGAUGUCCGCUCAGGGUACGAUCAGUUCACGUCAACCAAGUCCAAUGAACUCACCAGCCCUUAAUCCCUUUGUCUACGGAACGGAUGUGGAUUCUGUGGACGUGGCCACGCGUGUGGCAAUGGUGCGAUUUUUCAAUGCCCAAAAUACAUUGGCCAAUUUCGCCGAGCACACACGCACUUUGCGGCUAUAUCCACGUCCAGUGGUAGCCUUCCAGAUCAAUAGUUUCCUACGAUCCCGACCAAGAGCCUCGCAGUUCCUGAAUCAAUUUGCCAGAACUCAGGCGGUGGAGUUUCUGGCUGAAUGGUCACUAACGCCCACGAAUGUGGCAUUCCUAAGGGUACAAACUGGGGUUAUGGAUCCCAUGCAAGUGGGUGAUAAGCCCAAGUGGUUUGCCCACGCCUUGACCCCCAUAAGAUUUUCGGUUUGGGACGAUGGCAGCUCACUGAAUGGCGCCCUAAGAUCACUGAAACAGCUCGAGUGUCAGCCAACGGACGAGAGUGGUUCUGAUUCAGAGGGAGCGGAUAGUAGCAGCUCAUCAUAUAGUUCCCUCAGUGAUUUUGUCUCGGAAAUGGCCUCCUCGGAUCUCUCGCCCAGCCUGCAUGAUGUCUUUGGGUCGUACAAUCGACCGCAUGUUGUUCCUCAGACUCUUUCCUCGAAUUUGGACCCAGCUUUGGUUUAUCAUCCGCCCAGCAAAUUGCAAUAUCCCGAGGGCAUUGCCGAUGCGGCGGCCAGCAAAGAGGAGGAGGAUGAAGAACGUGCUGAUAGCCCGGUUUCUUCAUCCUCCAGUCGCUCGGAUCUGAGUUCACCCAGCUUCAAUCGUGAUUCGGAGUUUGAUUUCCAGCCGAAGGGCGGACAAGCUCUGGGAUCGACGGCAGUUGGUGGAGCGGCUGCACCCAGUUUCGAGUUGGCCACACCGCUGGCCAUGCGGCUGGAGGCGACCAUUAAAAUGGCUAGCAUUGAACAGGAAUCGGAAACGGGAUCCACGGGAAAGAGUAUAGCCACUGGAUCAAAGCUUCAGAGGCAUCCCAGUGACUCCGAGAGGCCAGAGAAAAAGAUUCCGCCACCACUAACACCUCCGGUAAAACAGCCUGGUGUAAGCAACAUCCUGGCCCGAACUGGUAGUUCCGGUUCUAGUUCAAGCAGUCCUGGACGCCAGAGCUCCCAAAGCUCCCUAUUCGAGAACUUUGCCUCCCACGCCAAGGAAUUGGUGAGGGAAACAACGCGCCAGAGCAGCCAGGAGGGUCUCCUGGCCCAUGUGGAUAAGCAUGCGCUGGACGAAGAUCUUGACGACAAAAUGCGUCAUACCUUCGAAAAGUUUACGCUGCACGCCAAGAAGGCGGCCGGAGAGGCUUCGAAGCAGGCGUUGGAAGUGUCCAAGCAGGCGGCUGGGGUGAGCAAGAAUACACUCGAGGAUCUGACCUAUGUGGGCAAGUCAACACUGGGUGAUCUUACCAAGACGGCCAAGGAGGCGGCCACCAAGAAAGGCAUCAUUAAGAUUGAGGAGCAUUCGCCAGCGGUGGCAGUACCGCCACCAAAGUCACCCGGUUCCCAAUUGGCCACGCAUAAGCAGGUCCAGCAAAGUGGUGGAUCAGGAGGUGGCAAUAACUUCUUCUCCUCCAUUGGCACUGAUUUUAAUGGCUUAGCCUCUUCCACAUCCACCAUGUUCUCGGGCAUGUUUGGUAAAAAGAACCAACAAAAGCAGGCUCCUGUGCAACACAAGCCAGCUAGUGUAUCCUCUGGAAAGGGCAAGACAGGCAUCAAUUUCGAUCCCUUUCCUGGACGAAAGGGACUCGUGGAGCGGACUCCGUUGAUAAAGCAUUCGGGUCCAAGACAAACGCAAGAGGAGCUGACACGACAGCAAAACCAGGAGCGUUCGCACAGCAAUGCCGAGAACCAGACUUUCCUCAAGGAUGUGACUAACCAAGUGUUAGCUGGAGAAGGAGUCGGUUGGCUGAAGCUUAAUCGGUUCAAGAAGCUCAUGGAAGACGAGUCCUAUCGCACUCUGGUUCUCAGCAAACUCAAUAAGACGCUGGACAAGAAGAUUGCUCCAGAUGAUCAUAUCGACGAUGUGUGCGUGACGAAGCCCGUUUGGAAGGGCAUGCUUAAGUGCAUCCAGGCGAUAGCCGGCGGUUUGGAUGUGACCUUUGCCAAUUUCGGCCUUGGUGGCAUGGCCUCUGUCUUCCAAUUGAUGGAGGUAGCACACACACAUUACUGGAGCAAGGAGAUUAACGAGGGCAGUGACAUGUCCUCCAGUCUGCUAUCCAGUCACGCCGCCAGUCCAAUGGGCAGUCGUGAGAACCUGCGAUCGCCAAGCUCACCAAACGGUUCCCAUUCGGCUUUGGGCAGCGAAUGGGCAUCGCCACAGGAAUCAAGGAAGAGUUCUACCCAGUUACCACAUGGUGGUACGCAUUCGGGUGGACCGGUCAAUCGACGAUUGUCAUCGGCGGAUAGCCAGGAUGGUCAGUCCACCACGGAGAUGUUCAAGGAUAUGCUGUCGCAGAAGAGAAGUGCCUUGAAGAACAUGCUAACCUCGUUCGAUUCGGAUGCUGCUGGCUCCACGGGGGCGCUUUCCGUUGUCAGUCUGGGCGUCCGCUUGCCCUCCAGCUGCCGAUCCACGGUCUCAGACACCGAGUACGAAAAUACAACCACAUCGAAAGAUUCCAAAAAGAGCACUGGCAAUCUUUGGUCCGGAAAGUCAACGUUAAGUGCCGGAUUUCGUUAUACUGGCGGGCAUUUGAUCAACACUUCAUCUUCACCAUCGCCGGAUAGUCCGAGGGUGUAUCUCUUUGAAGGACUGCUGGGCAAGGAUCGUCUCAAUCUUUGGAACCAAAUGCAGUUCUGGGAGGAUGCUUUUCUGGAUGCUGUUAGCCAGGAACGAGAUAUGAUCGGAAUGGAUCAGGGUCCCAUUGAGAUGAUGGAGCGCUACAAGUCACUGAGUGAAUCGGAACGCAAGCGUCUUGAACACGACGAGGAUCGCUUGCUAUCCACCAUGCUCUACAACCUGACGGCCAUCCUGGUAAUGUUGAAUGUUACCAAAGAUGAGAUACGGCGUAAGAUACGCCGUCUUCUUGGCAAGAGUCAUAUUGGCUUGGUGUACUCCCAGGAGGUGCACAAUGUAGUCGAUCAGAUCAAUAAUCUGAACGGCAAUGAUAUAGACCUAAAGCCCUUAGGUUCGCGGCUGUUGCACCGCCAGAGCUUCACUGUCCACCAGGGCACGGAUGUCAAUGGACCUCUGCGAUUCAUGGAGGUGCGAGAUGAUGGCUUGGUACUUCGAUCUGUGGAUGGCACCAUUGUGGAGCGCUGGUGGUACGAGCGGCUGGUCAACAUGACCUACUCACCGAAGACCAAGCUACUUUGCCUGUGGCGCCGCAAUGGCGGUCAGACGCAAUUGCACAAAUACUAUACAAGAAAGUGUAAGGAACUGUACACUUGUAUCAAAGAGGCCAUGGAACGCGGUGGGACGCCCACCAAUGUGCCCGAGCUGGGCGGCGAGUUUCCCGUUCAGGACAUGAACACGGGCGAGGGCGGCCUGUUGCAGGUGUGCCUCGAGGGUGUCGGUUUGUUGUUCUCCAACAGCAAGGAUUUCGAGUUCUUCGUGCGUUUGGACCACAUCCGCAAGUGCUUCACCCAGAAGGGCGGCAUCUUUGUGCUGGAGGAGUACAAUCCCAAGACACGAAAUCUCAUCCAACGGAAGUAUCAGUCAAGCAUGUCCGAUCAGAUAUGCUACUCGGUGCUGUGCGUUUUCUCGUACGUGGCCGCCGGCCAAGAUCAGAAGAAGAAUCCGGUGGUUAUCACGCCGCAAAUCCAGGACAUCCAUGCCCAGCAAAAGCAGAAACACCAACAGCAGCAGCAGCAACAGCAGCAUCAGCCGAUACAGCAGCAGCAGCAGCAACAACAGCAACAGGCACAGCAGCAACAUCCGCCUGCUGGAGCUGCAGCAGCGGCAUCUUCAGCGCCCACAACCACUGCUCCAGCUGGUCAGUCCAAUCCCAAUCGAAUGGGGGGCAAAUCUGCGCCUGGCAACAUCACUAUACGCCACACGGUGCCCAUGCAGAAGCCCACCAUCACCAUGUCAACAGUGCAGCCGCAGGCCAGGAUGCCCGCCCAAGUGGCAACCGCUUCUGUUCCUGUUACGGUUCCGGUUCCUUCUCCCACACCUACUUCCGCCACAACCACCACCACCACUCCCAGUCCUGGCAAGCUGCCGCAAUUGCCACCACGUGUACCGUCGCAACCUUCCACAGAGAGCCUGGCUUCGAUCUCAUCACCGCCACCGAAGAUCAGGACUCCAAUGACAGCUCCACCUGGACCACCGCCGGCAAUACCGCCGCGCACUGGUGCCAUUGCCCGGAGCGGUUCGGUGCCGGCGGCCCGAUCCUUUGUCCGCCAGGCAUCGGCAAAUUCCACACCGCCGCAGUAUACGCCACAACCGCCGCCACCCUUUGUGAUCCCCAAACGGCACAGUGGACUGGCCAGGGCGUCCACUAUGUCGUCGUCAUCAUCAUCAUCGUCGGCAUCAGCGUCGUCCGCCUCCAAUCAUCCCGGCCAUUCGCAGUCGCAGCAGCGCGCCAGCCAUGGCAGCGUCGCCGCUGUGCUGCAAUCAAUGCCGGAGGCUGAGCCCGGUUACGGAUCCGGCUCCGGUUCGAUAUCCGGCUCCAGUUCCGGUUCCGGUUCGGCAUCGGGCUCCAUUGCCAGCGCUUCACCGCAGGCCCAUCGCAAGCACUGACGAAGGAGUUCGUUCUUUAAGUUUGGAGGAGGCGGCGGUGGUGGGGGCGGGUCCAAUCCAGGGGCAGGAGGCGGUGGUGGCGGACAGAUGGGGGAGGAGCCACAUCCACAUGCCCAUCGACGAGACGUCUGCCGCACCAUCUGCAUCCCCUGGCUGUGAUCCCGGCAGUCGACCGAAUAAAGCGGUUCAUCAUUCCAAAACGGGGCUUUCCGGAUUCAUGUAAUUACAUAAAAACUUAAAACUAACAACGUUUAUGCGCCUUAAGUAUGGCGAACUUCUUAAAACAUAAAACAUACUCGUAUUACAAAGGCAAAAUUCAAUGUUAGGAAGAAACCUUUUUUAAAAGCUUCAAAUUGCCAAUAGAAAGACAUUUUAGCAAAGGAAAUCUUAAAUUUAAAAUCUUACAAAUUAUUGAUUCUAAAUUUUGAAGACUUAAAUAUUUAAGAACUAAAAAUCUUAACAGAAAAAGGGUUGGAAAUGUUAAGUUUUCCAAUACAAAAGCCAACAACAAAACAAAUUAGACAAGAAAUUGUUACACUAAAAGAAGUUCGCCUAUACUUAAGAACACAAUCUUCCCAUAAACGUUUAAGGUUCACCUUAGAGUGAACCAAUGUUGUUAAGAAAAAGCUACGUUUUACUGUCAAGCUACGUUUUUGUAAAUAUAGAACGUCUACUAAUCAGUCAUACUAGUAGACCCAAAAACCAAAUUAUAGCCAAAGUUGCAGUAUUUUUUCUAUAUUCCAACACGGAUCCCGAAAGCCCCGCGACCAAUCAGUUAUGCUAUAUACACAUAUAUAUCUAUACUGUAUAGGAGUUGUAUUUACUGAACCUUACAUUAGCCAAAUCAUAUCAUUAACCGCCUCUAACUAAUCCCAUAGACGAAUUGUUUCCUGCUAAGCUUUAAGGCAGAAAGCGCCAAACAAAAAAAAACAAAAACUCGCUUAAACUUAUCUUUAAAGAUAACAAAUAUAUACAUAACAUAUAUAUAUAUAUAUAC
Molecule: messenger RNA, 8386 nt
Organism: Drosophila eugracilis
Lineage: Eukaryota; Metazoa; Arthropoda; Insecta; Diptera; Drosophilidae
Gene: Rab3-GEF
Product: MAP kinase-activating death domain protein
Exons: 23
Coding region: 901-7389 (2162 amino acids)
Biological process (GO): regulation of Rab protein signal transduction; regulation of apoptotic process
Cellular component (GO): cytosol
Molecular function (GO): guanyl-nucleotide exchange factor activity
Source: RefSeq, a predicted model, not a curated record